AUGCUGCUCUUGUACACCCUGAAAAACCCCAGCUUCCCGGAGUAUAUCUUCAGCACCGAGUGUGGCAUCAUGUGCCUUGACAUGCACAGCAUGCACCCCUACCUGGUGGUCGUGGGCUAUUAUGAUGGCAACGUGGCUAUCUACAAUCUGAAGAAGCCUAACUCACAGCCAUCCUACAAGAGCUCGUCCAAGUCAGGAAGGCACUCUGAACCUGUGUGGCAGGUCAGGUGGCAGAAGGACGACAUGGACAAUAAUCUGAACUUCUUCUCCGUGUCAUCUGAUGGAAGGGUUGUAUCCUGGACUCUGGUGAAGAAUGAGCUGGUGCACACAGACAUCAUCAGGCUAAACGUGGAGGGCACCACAACUGAAGGUCCGGAGGAAUUCAUGGUGCACACAACCGGCUGUGGGACGGCCUUCGAUUUCCACAAACAGAUCGACUAUUUGUUUCUCGUGGGCACCGAGGAGGGUAAAAUCUACAAAUGCUCCAAAACCUACUCCAGACAAUUCCUUGAAACAUUUGAGGCCCACAACAUGGCGGUGGAUGCAGUGACCUGGAACCCAUACCAUUCGAAAGUCUUCAUGUCCUGUAGCUCUGACUGGACAGUGAAAAUCUGGGACCACACGAUCAAGAGACCCCUAUUCAUCUAUGACUUGAAUUCUGCUGUGGCAGAUAUAGCUUGGGCCCCAUACUCCUCUACUGUCUUUGCUGCGGUCACCACUGAUGGGAAGGCCCAUGUGUUCGACCUAGCCGUCAACAGAUAUGAGGCUAUCUGCAACCAGCCAGUGGUGGCCAAGAAGAAAAAUAAGACUACCCACGUGCAGUUCAACGCCGUUCACCCUGUCAUUAUUGUUGGGGACGAUCGUGGCCAGGUCACCUGCCUCAAACUGUCACCCAAUCUGCGCAAGAUGCCCAAGGAGAAGAAAGGGCAGGAGGUGCAGAGAGGCCCAGCAGUGGAGAUCGCCAAACUGGACAAACUGUUGAACCUCGUGAGGGAAGCGAAGAGCUGAUCUAAGCUGUCCCCAGAGUGCAGGGCCUCCGCUUCCUGACGUGACCCAGAGAACUCUAUGCCUCAGGCCAGGCAGCAGCCCUGGAUAACCCCUUCCUCCAACCUGGCUCCAGGCCACCCCAACCCCCAACCCUGUAACCAUAUCCCUGAAUAAUGCCAGUGGUCUCAUUGUCUUAAACUGAGGGAACAAGAAAGAGAUCCCUGCAGAUGUGCCUUUGGAGGCUAUUAAUUACCCCCUCCCUUAUGGAUAUACAAAAGGUCACAGGCCACUGGCCCAGUAACCCUCAACGCCCUCCUACACAAAUAA
Trichosurus vulpecula (common brushtail) is the source of this 1314-nucleotide messenger RNA. RefSeq names its product dynein intermediate chain 1, axonemal-like. Gene Ontology annotation, molecular function: dynein light chain binding; dynein heavy chain binding. Lineage: Eukaryota; Metazoa; Chordata; Mammalia; Diprotodontia; Phalangeridae. Bases 1 to 1008 code for a protein of 335 amino acids. The record is from RefSeq and is a predicted model, not a curated record. Gene Ontology annotation, cellular component: outer dynein arm. The transcript is spliced from 8 exons. Gene Ontology annotation, biological process: cilium movement; outer dynein arm assembly.